AUGGGCAAGCUUGUGUUUGCCCCAGUCGACCUUGGGCGAAAUGGCUUGCGAAUUUUGGAUAGCGGGACAGCAGAUGGACGAUGGCUCGUGGAUCUUCGCGCAUACCUACGAUGUAAAGACAACGUCUUGAUAGGAACGGACUCGGUAGAGAGGAUGUUCCCGCCUACUCCGCCUGGAGGUAUUUCGCUCCAGGUUCAGCGGGUAGACAAGCCUUGGCCACAGAGCUGGCUGGGUAGUUUCGACUAUGUACACCAACGACUAGUCCUACCUGGCUGUGAAUACUGCCCAGCCGCGACGGCUGUCAAAAACCUGUGCGACCUUGUCAAGCCAGGGGGCUGGGUUGAGAUCCUAGAACAGGACCACAACCCCCCUACUCCGGGGGCCUUUGAGAGAGCCGAGUCAAUGAUUCGUGAGAUUUUCACCGUCAAUGGCUUUGGGUACGAUUACCCGCUUCGGAUAAAGAAAUGGCUUGAAGAUGCCGGAAUGCAAGACGUGCGCCAGGAAGUAAUUGACGUCCCGGUAGGAGCGCUAAAUCCCAACCCAGAGAUGGCUCAGAAAAGCACUUGGCAGAUUAGUUCUGCACUUGCGGGUUUCUUACCCAUGGCUCGCGGGUAUGUAGCUUUGCCGCUUUCCAUGCCGCGGGAUCAACUGGAGAGUCUGCCCGAGCACACCGCCGAGGAAAUGAAGCGUGUUGGUGGCAUCCAGAGAAUAUACAUCGUAUACGGAAGAAAGCCUUGA
This is a messenger RNA of Metarhizium brunneum ARSEF 3297, 738 nucleotides long. The record is from RefSeq and is a predicted model, not a curated record. NCBI's taxonomy places the organism in Eukaryota, Fungi, Ascomycota, Sordariomycetes, Hypocreales, Clavicipitaceae.